CCCGUGUCCGUGCCCGAGACUUGCAUGCACGCACCGUUUUGUGCAGUCGAGCUUUGAAUUUCAGCCCUGACCUGGGAUACCGCUGGUUGUCAGCAACGAGACGCAACUUGGCUCUUUUGUUUCUCACGGUGCUACAACUACUUGACUGAUUCCCUGCCAGCUGAUCCCUCUCUCUCACUCACUCACUCUCACUCCUAUCUUGCUCAUUCACAUUCCAAACCCAGAGGCCUCCCAUCGUUGCAAGCAACGCCUGCUUUGACCGCCCCUCCUUUAUUGUCCGCUACAAGCCCAUCCUUUCCUUUGUCUGUUGACUGGACCACAACCCUAUAACAAGGCUGGCAGCGCUUUGUGACAUUCUCUUCUGUGCUCACCUCGAGUGAAAUCAAUCCCUUCAGACACACACUGUAACACUCUUCAAGAUGUGUGGCAUCUUUGGCUACAUCAACUAUCUGGUCGAGAAGGACCGCAGAUUCAUUCUUGACACCUUGCUCAAUGGCCUGGCCCGUCUUGAGUAUCGAGGCUACGACUCCGCCGGUCUCGCCGUCGACGGCGACAAGAAAAAUGAGGUCUUUGCGUUCAAAGAGGUGGGAAAGGUGGCCAAGCUCCGAGAGAUGGUGGACAAGUCUGGCGUCGAUAUGACAAAGGUCUUCGACUCUCACUGCGGUAUUGCUCACACCCGAUGGGCUACCCAUGGCCAGCCUUCCAGACUCAACUGCCAUCCUCACAGAUCUGAUCCCAAGUGGGAGUUUGCUGUUGUCCACAAUGGCAUCAUCACAAACUACAAAGAGUUGAAGGCCUUGCUCGAGGGCAAGGGCUUCAAGUUUGAGACCGACACCGACACCGAGUGCAUUGCGAAGCUUGCCAAAUACCUCUACGACCAGCACCCCGACAUUGACUUUACCACCCUCGGAAAGGCCAUCAUCAAGGAGCUCCAGGGCGCCUUUGGUCUGCUCAUGAAAUCCGUGCACUACCCCCACGAAUGCAUUGCGGCCCGAAAGGGCUCGCCUUUGGUGGUGGGUGUCAAGACGGCCAAGAAGAUGAAGGUGGACUUUGUGGACGUCGAAUACUCGGAAGACGGUGGUGCUUUGUCCGCUGAGAUUGCAAACCACAAUGUUGCAGUCAAGAAGUCUGCAGCUGGUCUCUUGUCCCCUAAUGGACUGCUGGCGCCCCCUGACAAGUCUCUGCUCCACCGAUCACAAUCACGAGCAUUCUUGUCGGACGAUGGUAUGCCUCAACCCGCCGAGUUCUUCCUCUCGUCCGAUGCCUCAGCCCUGGUGGAGCACACCAAGAAAGUUCUCUAUCUUGAAGACGACGACAUUGCUCACAUCCACGACGGUCAGCUGAACAUCCACAGACUGACCAAGGAUGACGGUACCAGCAAUGUCCGUGCUAUCCAGACCAUCGAACUUGAACUUCAGGAGAUCAUGAAGGGCAAAUUCGACCACUUCAUGCAAAAGGAAAUCUUCGAGCAGCCCGAGUCAGUCGUCAACACCAUGCGUGGUCGUUUGGAUGUUGCAAACAAGACUGUCACCUUGGGAGGUUUGAGACAAUAUAUGAGCACCAUCCGAAGAUGCAGGAGACUCAUCUUCAUUGCUUGCGGCACUAGUUACCAUUCCUGCAUGGCGGUCCGAGGUGCUUUUGAGGAGCUCACCGAGAUCCCCAUUUCGGUCGAAUUGGCCUCGGACUUUCUCGACAGACAAGCCCCUGUCUUCCGGGACGACACGUGCGUGUUUGUGUCACAGUCCGGCGAGACGGCAGAUUCGUUGAUGGCUCUUCGAUACUGCUUGGAGCGUGGUGCACUCACCGUGGGUAUUGUCAACGUGGUCGGCUCGUCCAUUUCCAUGCUCACCCACUGUGGUGUCCACAUCAACGCCGGACCUGAAAUUGGUGUCGCCUCGACGAAGGCUUACACUUCUCAGUUUGUGGCCAUGAUUAUGUUUGCUUUGUCUCUCAGCGAGGAUCGCGCUUCCAAGGCACAGCGCCGCCAUGAAAUCAUCGACGGUCUGGCCAAGGUAAGCGAUCAAUUCCGGGAAAUCCUCAAACUCAACGACUCGAUCAAGGAAAUGUGCGCCAAAUUCCUCCAGAACCAAAAGUCCCUGUUGCUGCUUGGCCGAGGCAGCCAAUAUUCGACAGCCUUGGAAGGUGCCCUGAAAAUCAAGGAGAUUUCAUACCUUCACUGCGAAGCCGUCAUGUCUGGAGAGCUUAAACAUGGAGUUCUGGCCCUUGUCGAUGAGAACCUGCCCAUCAUUAUGAUCCUCACCAGAGACGACAUCUUCCCCAAGUCCCUGAACGCAUAUCAACAAGUGAUUGCUCGUGGCGGACGACCCAUUGUCAUCUGCAACAAGGACGACCCGGAGUUCCCUCCUUCUAAGACCGAGCGCAUCGAGGUGCCAAAGACGGUCGACUGCUUGCAAGGCUUGUUGAACGUCAUUCCACUGCAACUGAUUGCCUACUGGCUUGCGGUUGCUGAGGGAUUGAACGUGGAUUUCCCCCGUAACCUGGCCAAGUCUGUCACUGUUGAGUAAGCUUGGUUGCGGAAAGUGCCUCCAGGAUCUGCGUAUUAUGCUUGUUUGCGCUAUGAGGGAUCAUCUCACGAAAUGAUCUGGAAAUGCAGCCACAGGGAGAAAGGUUGCUUGUAGGAAGUAAAUGAGACACCGGUAGAGAGUACUUCAUGGAGUUUCCAGAACAAGACAUUUCAUUGCUUACUCGUCUGCUCUCGUUCAUAAAUGCCCAUUCAUAUGGCACAUUACAAGCGUAGGAGCUUUGCUCGUCCUAUAAAGGGUGAAAGGCUGCCAUCGUAAGGCUGAGUUGGAGAAACUUGGAGAAGUUAGUUGACGACCUCGACAUCUGUGUUUGCAACUGACGGAUCCCAAUGUG
This is a messenger RNA of Cladophialophora immunda, 2877 nucleotides long. RefSeq names its product glutamine-fructose-6-phosphate transaminase (isomerizing). The transcript has 5 exons. The record is from RefSeq and is a predicted model, not a curated record. NCBI's taxonomy places the organism in Eukaryota, Fungi, Ascomycota, Eurotiomycetes, Chaetothyriales, Herpotrichiellaceae. Gene Ontology annotation, biological process: protein N-linked glycosylation; UDP-N-acetylglucosamine metabolic process; fructose 6-phosphate metabolic process. Gene Ontology annotation, molecular function: carbohydrate derivative binding; L-glutamine:D-fructose-6-phosphate transaminase (isomerizing) activity. Bases 420 to 2525 code for a protein of 701 amino acids.